AUGAAGUACAUCCUCGCUAUCUCGGCUUUGGCUAUGACUGCCAUCGCUAUGCCCACUGUCGAGGGCGGCAAGAAGUCCGACGAUAGUGACAAGACCGUCUGUGAGAGCCACCAGACUGUCGUCUGCAGUGAUAACGGAAACGGUGGUUUGCUGUCUCUGGGCAACCUGCUUUCCGGCCUUCUGGGCGAGAGCUGCUCUGGUGGUGAUGUUUACUGCUGCUCCAGCGAGGACGUUGCUCAGUCCGGCCUGAUCAGCUUGAACCUCGACCUCUCCUGCAGCUUGAACCACCUGCUGUAA
Molecule: messenger RNA, 297 nt
Organism: Penicillium pulvis
Lineage: Eukaryota; Fungi; Ascomycota; Eurotiomycetes; Eurotiales; Aspergillaceae
Exons: 2
Coding region: 1-297 (98 amino acids)
Source: RefSeq, a predicted model, not a curated record